AUGGAAUAUAAAAAAAAAGAAACUAUUACAAUAGGAAAAAAAAGAGGAAGAGAAGCAAAGAUAAACUAUGACCUUUAUGGUGACGAUAACGCACCUUUUAAAAUAUUGUUUGUAAUGGGAUUUCUUCAAUCUGGUGAAGCAUGGAAGUUGCAAAUAGAUUAUUUUAGAAAAAAUAAAGAUUUUCAAAUUUGUGUUUACGAUAAUAGAGGAAUUAAUAACUCGACAUCCUUUAGUUUAUCAUUAAAAGAAAUGGCAUUUGAUGCAGUAGAUUUAUUGGAUCAUUUAAAUUGGAAAAACAAUAUUAAUAUUUGUGGAGCUUCUUUAGGGGGUUCAAUUGUUACACACAUUUGUAACAUUAUUCCAGAUAGGAUAAAUUCUGCUAUAAUUAGUGCGCCUCAUAUUGGAUUGUUUUCACCAUUUAUUUCAUUAGGUAAAAAAAAAUUUUGUAAAUCAUUUUUUAUUAAAAAUGAUAGAGAGAAAUAUUAUACUUUAAUUUCUUCUAUUUUCUCGGAUGAACAUUUAAACAGUCCUUCAGUGUCAGAACCAAACAAAACAAAAGUUCAAGCUAUGAUAGAUAGAGCAAUAAAAAACAAAGAUAAAACCCCCAAUCCAUCAAUUAUAACAUUAUUUAGUCACCUCUAUAUAUAUAUUUCAACAAAAUUUACAAACAAAGAUUUUAACAACAUCAGAAAAAACAAUAUUAAUGUAUUAGUUUUAGGUGGUGAAAAAGAUGUUUUAAUUCCUUUAAAUUGUUUAAAAAAAGAUUUUGUUGAAAGAUUGCAAACCAAAAAUUUUAAAAUAUUCAAAACUGGCCAUUGUAUAAAUUUAGAAAAACCAAAAGAUUUUAACGAAACAAUUAGUGACCAUAUUACAAAAAAAAAUUUGAAUCUACAACAUUAUUAUAAUGAUACCAAUUCUAAAAGAUACUUUAAUUUUUUAAGUAUCAAAAGAUUUCUAAAAUUUAAAUAA
Dictyostelium purpureum is the source of this 969-nucleotide messenger RNA. RefSeq lists its product as uncharacterized. The record is from RefSeq and is a predicted model, not a curated record. The transcript has 2 exons. Bases 1 to 969 code for a protein of 322 amino acids. Lineage: Eukaryota; Evosea; Eumycetozoa; Dictyosteliales; Dictyosteliaceae.